AGGAGUGGUGCACGUCGAGUCAAUCGUUAUCCCUCCUAACCUUUCCGCGCGCUCCCGCGAGGCUUGGCAGCGUAAUCGGGCGAUCGGUUGCGCGUUCUCGGGGCGGCCGGAGCGGAGGGAAAGAUGUCGCGGGGAAGGUCCUUCUCGUAGCCGAGGACCCGCGGUAACGGGCGCCAAGGUGUCCCGCCCGAUGGAGCUGUCCGCGCUCUCGUGACUCUCGGCGCUGCUCGGCGCUCUCCAGCGCUCUCGGACCGCGAGCCCCUUCACCCGUUUCUCCGGCUGUUUCCGCCCGUUUCCGCCUCUCUUCGGCUCUUUUCCUCCCGACUCGCCGCCGCUCGCCCCUCGGGACUCUCCCGGCGCCGCGCCGAUCAGCUGUGCUCGUCCGUCGCCCGGGGUGUCCUCGCGGUAUCAUGGCCUCCUCCAACAGGGGCAUCCAAAUCGGCUCGGCCUGGUUCCAGAGGAAGAUCAACCUGAGGCCUCAGCACCGCGGUGUUCACCUCGUCAGCGAGGAGAUCCUCAGGCAGAUCCCGGAGCUCUGCCAGUUCUCCGUCGGACUCUGCCACAUACAGAUUCUUCACACAUCGGCCAGUCUGGCACUGAACGAGAGCUGGGAUCCGGAUGUCAGAGACGACAUGGAAAUGAUGCUUAAUAAAAUAGUUCCUGAAGAGAUGCCAUACAGGCACAGUUGCGAAGGACCCGACGACAUGCCCGCGCACGUGAAGGCGUGUUUCCUGGGAUCCUCGCUGAGCAUCCCGAUCACGGACGGGAAGUUGGCCCUGGGCACUUGGCAGGGUGUCUGGCUGUGCGAGCACCGCGACCACGCCGGCAGUCGCAAGCUGGUCAUCACGUUGACAGGGUGCUUGAGGGACUCGGCACGGAGCCCCUUAAGCCCCGUCAGUCCAAUAGCCUCGACAAGCAGCUAGGACCACUCUCACCCCCGUCGGCGCGGCAAACGUCAGCUGCGCAUAUCCACGUCGAGCGACUCGAGCUAGCAGUCGCCUGACUUUAGCCGAACGCCGAGAGUACGGUCCAAGGAAGAGUGACGGUAUAACCUCGAGGACGUGGAGAGGCGCAGCUAGACGACGACCGGUCGGGGGAACACCUUUAAACGGAGUGCCAUUUGUUUACACGCUCUCGAACGAGACGCUUUAACGGUUAGGGAAAUCGGAUAAACUGUCCCGCGGGGAGAGUGAGACUCUCGCUCUCACUCUCUCUCUCUUUCUCUCUCUCUCUCUCCCUCUCGCAAUGUGAGGCAUUUAUUUUUCCUUACUUUACGUGCGUCAACGUGGCGCUUCCAGCUGGGCUUCACUUUUUCUACACCGGUGGCGCAUCUGGGCGGUGCGCGUGCGCAGUAAUCGCGGUUUCGGCUGUGGUGAGCCGAUCCGCUCUCUUUGUGGGUCUUGAUACUCCCUGUCGGUGCCCCGUGGUGGAGGAUGAACUUUCGAGGGUUAGGCUUGCUUGGUUUUUCGAGGACGCCGCCAUCUUGCAUUUUUAUCACCCUUGCUUGCUUCAAUGGUGGUAAAAGUGUAACGAAUCGAGUGCAGAAUAAGGGUACUAGUAGUCCGACAUACGUUGAUCGUUUUAAUUGAUUAUCGCAAGCAUUUCCAAUUCAUCUUCAUUUAAAGAACUGAACAAAUUCAAGAGUGUUUCGAAAUAUUUGCGUUGGUUUUUCGAGGACGCCACCAUCUUGCAUUUUUAUCAUCCUUGUUUGCUUCAUGGUGGUAAAAGUGUAACGAAUCGAGUGCAGAAUAAGUGUACUAGUAAUCCGACAUACGUUGAUCGUUUUCAUUGAUUAUCGCAAGCAUUUCUAAUUCAUCAUUUAAAGAACUGAAGAAAAUCCAAGAGCGUUUGGAAAUAUAUCUGUUGGUUGUCCAAGGGCGCCGCCAUCUUGCAUUUUCAUCACCCUUGCUUGCUUCAAUGGUGGUAAAAGUGUAACGAAUCGAGUGCAGAAUAAGUGUACUAGUAAUCCGACAUACGUUGAUCGUUUUAAUUGAUUAUCGCAACCAUUUCUAAUUCAUCAUUUAAAGAACUGAACAAAUUCAAGAGCGUUUGGAAAUAUUUCCGUUGGUUCUUCGAGGACGCCGCCAUCUUGCACUUUUUUCACCCUUGUUCGCUUCAAUGGCGAUAAAAAUGUAACGAAUAGAGUGCAGAACAAGUGCAACAAUGUCGAGUAGACAAUGUACACCGGCAGAAUAGACACAACACUGACCAGUCGAACACGUUUAGUGUUAAUACUCUACAUUAGUGGUGCUCGGUGUAACCAGGUGGAAACGCCAUUACUGAUCUUGCACUGCGAUGCAUCGAUAGGUUAUGUUUCGUAUGUCUGAUAAGGAGUGGGCUUGACUCAGGGUUUGGAAGCAAUUUCUCGCGCAUUCGUCUUAUACUUUUUAUUCUAAGGAUUUGCAAAAGGGAGUUUGCAACGUGGAAUAUUGUACGCAUGGGUUCUUUACGGACCGAGGUAAACGUUGAAUGGCGAAAAAGCGCCAUAGCGACGUAUAGGGAAACGGAUUUGUUUGGAACGAUCGUGCUAACGCUGAGAAUUGGUUCUCCAAACCCCGGUUAAAGAAUUCAGGGGUUCCAUCGAAGCCUAGAUCUUGUAUUAGCGCUUGGUGCUCUGAAAUAGAAGAGAGAUGGCACGUGUUUCCCAUCGGCGUAAAGGAACUUGGUAGAGUUUCGAGCCAAAUACAUUUUUGAGAGACUCUUAGCGUUGAGUGAUGCGAGAAACGCGUUCGUCUCAUAUAUCAGAGGAAGAGAGACGCGCGUAGAAAACUGUUUCUGCGAAUAAUACAAAGAACGCAUGUAAUCCGCUAUUUAUUGCCGUAAGAUUAGGAGAGACGGAGAGACGAUCACAGCGCCGCCAUCCGUUGGCUAACUACUAGCCAAUGAAUCUAAGAUAAAUUAUAGCAACCGCGAAAGAAUUGUUAUUUACACAUCUCAACCGUGGAAACCACCGAGAUGUGAAUUUCGAUGAAUCGAGAAACAAAAAUUACAGCAACUGCGCAAAGCAUUUGUUAUUUACGUAUCUCGGUCGUGAAUCACUGAUAUGUGAAUUUCAAUGAGUAGAAAAAAUUACAGCAACUGCGAAUGGUAUUUGUUAUUUACGCAUCUCAGUCGUUAACCACCGAGAUGUGAAUUGCGAAGACUUAGAGAUACGGAGAUAUUAAUUCUCACAAAUGUUCCAUGCCCAAACUUAGCGUUAAGGACUUGGUGGCGUGCGCGUAUAUAUACGUAUGGUAGAAUGUGUGUGUGCGUGUGUGUAUUUGGCGCGAAACUCUACCGAGUUUCCGGAUUCAUCGAGCUCUAAACGCUCAUGUUAUUCUGGGCUUCUUUGGAGGCUUUUAGAAUUCUUCGCCCUGGUGGAUGUGUGAAGUGUGACGAUUAAUAAUUGAUAAUCGAAGCAUAAAAUUAUAACGAUCGUGCGAGAAAGUAAAAGCUCUCGAGCUCUUAGGUCUGAGGUCCUUCGCACACGAAAAAGAAAAAGAAAAAAAAAAGUAAGAAAGAAAAGAAAAAGGGAGAAAACCUCCGAGUUUUCAACGCGGGUAUCCAGUAUACUCCUUCCGCGUGCUCUUAGCCGAAUUUAAUCCACUGCGUUCCGGUGCGAUGCGUCCGAAUACUCCGAAUUUAAUUGAAUAGCUUUAUUUGACUCGAUCGAACCGUUUGUAAGAGCGAUGCAUCGAAUGGGAGGGGAGUCAUCGAGGCGGAAGCUUGGCUAAAUCCUAGUUUUCUAUGUUAAAUGCGAAGCAAGUUCGGCUUGGGUACUAUGCUCGGUCACGGCACAAGGUCCUUUACACGGCUUGUCGUAGGCUAGGUCUUUUUAAUGACGUUUCCAUUGCAUUGGAAGUGUACGUGUAUAGGGAAAUUAUUGUCAAAUCUCGAGGCUCUCCUUGCUGUGCUAAAGUCAUGCCUCGCGUACCUCGGAGAGUUCUGCCUCUUGUGGAGAAUAAGGUGUUAUUAAUAAUUAUCUAAUUGGAUUGUAAAGGUUCGAAGCACAAUGUAGCGUAAAGAGCUCUUAUUUUCUUGUAACAGUAAUCCUGUGUUGCAAUGCCAAGUUAGCCGGUAGUGAUACUAGCGACUCUUGUGGGAAAAUUCGAUACUAAAAGGUUCACUAAUACCUGGUAUAAUGUAUAAGAAGUACGUGUAUGAUGAUCGUGGAUGUGAUGUUUAUUAACCACGUAUGAUCUUUGCACUAAUUGCGUGAAAUAUGAGAGGCUUAAUAGAUUCUGACGAUUCCUACAGAUGGCGAUACUAAUGAUGUUCUUUUUCUUUUUUUUUCCAUUUUGCCAACGUGCGGGUUACCGAUUCUUACCGUGCAAUGGGUGCGUGAUUUAAACAUAUUUGGUAUGUGUUCGUGCUCGAUGUGUGGUCAGAUAUUUAAUAAAAGUAGAGGCGAGAUUUCAAGUCUGGAUGGAAUACAAUUUUAUGAAGUUGCAGGUUAUACGAGCCGGCUGUGUUUACAUAUGUACCACACGUAGUAUCAUAUUUGAUUCAUACUUUAAGCGUCGCCACGUGGCAUAAUUAAGUUACAUUUUUCCCCGCAGGGAUCGCUCAUGUUACUGUCGGCUAACUUGGCAAGAAAUUGUGGUCUCAGAAUUUUCUGAAAAGAUCCAUAGAGUGGGAGCUUCUUGUGCUACUUCAUGGUCUGAAAUAGUAUUUCUUUUGCCAUAGUAACUAAGUUUCGUGAAUGGUUAUGCACGACAAUCUAUUUAUGGUUAACCCUCUAUAACGCCAUGUAAUUGUGAAGACGCAUACCCAUGUAUCUAUAUUUUUUAAGUCUCAUUUCGCUUACGCAGUACCUUGUUAUCGUACCUCCCCUUCGCAACCAAGAAUUUAGUUUAUAAAUUGUAAGUUUAUCAAUUUUAAAUUUGUAAAGUAGUUAAUGACAGAAGGGUACCGUUUCCAUGUUUUACGGCAUAUUGGUUAUUUCUUGGCUUGAAAAAAAAAAGAACAAUUGGGUUACGGAGGGUUAGUCGAUGGAUUGGAAUGUUGUCGAACUGUUGAAAGGGUGGUGAUUUUGUGCAAUAUUCAUCCAGCGAUGCUCUCUUUACUGAGCUUACUCAACAAGUGAUCGUCGCGAUGAAUUUAGCAUAGCAAGAAGAAGUGAAAUCAAUGAGAAAUAAGUAACGCGUCGACAAGCGGUGUUACAAAUGAUUACUAUAGGCCCGUCACAUGACUUCUCAAAACUGCAUUUAACGCGUACCGUUAAGCCAGUCGAUGUUAGCCAUUUAUCCUCCUCGUAUAAUAGCAUAAAUGGUCGUCCACUACAAUUACUCGAAAUGCUUCGACAUACAUUAAAUAUUUACGAAUACAGCUCCUCCGAGGGAAUGAUUUCGGAGCUAGGCGUCUUGUAACUGUGAAGCCACUGUUAAACUAGACGCAUAGUCGUACAUCUUACGAUUUAUAGCCAGUCUUCGGUGAAGACAUUAGCCCUCCGGUCUGUCGGAGACUCUGCGUAGUAUACACUUGACAUUGAACUUUCAUUACUCCUCGGUCAAUUUAGCAUUUUACUAUUUGAUACCGUUCGUCUAAUUGUACGGAGGAGGUUUGCACACGACAUGCUAAACUAACUCGCUAGGGAAAAUUUUUACCUUCUAUCGGAAUCUGUAUAACCCUCUAUAACGUCAUGUGAUAUUGGAGUCACAUAACCUAAGUCUAUCGAUAUUUUUUAAGUUCCAUUUGAGUUUUCCAGCAAAACUUAACGUAUCGCCUCAUCAUUGUAACACUCCUUUGUAACCUAGGACAUUUGUUCAUAAAUUGUAAAUUCAUUAACGUUUUAAUUUAUAGCGAUUUAUAUCAAUUGUAGAUUCUUAAAGUAGUUAAUUAAUGUCGGAAGGUUGACAUUUGGAAAUUUCAUGUAAUAGUGGUUAUUUCUCUUUUAACUGGCUUGAAUAUGGAAAACUGGGUUACAGAGGAAUGUCUUGCGUAACCUGCUGCUUCGAUACCGUUUCGUUUAGUCGACUAGGCGAUUUAGUCGAGCACUUGUAAAUUUAGCCUCCUAGGGAUAGCUCUCUUUUUCUUCUUUGAGCUUGUGCAUUGGCAUGACCCGAGGUCAUUCGGAGAGGAAUCAUUAGGAUAGGGGGUGAGAAAAUGUGUAAAUCGUCCUUCGUUCCCACCGAUAGCUAACUAGAGUCUAACCUAACAAGUUCUGUCCUGCGUUGUCGCUAGUGUUAUUAGUUCUGCGCCUAUGCAUCUAAUGUAAUAGAGGCUUAUGGAGCUCAAAGUACGAUAAGGGUUGCGAAACCCAAGGGAGCAGCCACUGCGAUGUGUCCACAGCGGAGCCACUGCACUUCGGUGCACUUCUUCGCUACGCAAUCUUGGAUGCCCUUCGGAGGGAGUCUUCGAAGGGUGUCGUGCACAAAGGCAAUCUCGUUAAUUGUAACAUGCCGGAUAGGUUCUCUAGUUAAGUAUAAAGUCUAUAUUAAGUGCUGCCGGUUGAACGGGCACCACGAGUAUUGUAAUAUUCAUAUCCGGUGGACAAUUGAAAACUUCAUUUUGGGGCGCGUCACAUUCUGUAAAUAAUAGCUAAUUGCGAGCGCCGCCGAAUUUUCAUUCCUCGAGCUUGAUUCGGCUGGCGAAUGUUUGCUCACGGUCGGAUGUAUAGUAUUUAUUAACUGAUCUGUAUACUGACUGAACAGCUAAUAACCUACAAAAUUGCGGGACGUUUUGAAGCAACCAGAGCGCCUCUAGCCAUGGACGCAUAAACUAACACCAUAGUAUUUGCGCAUGCGUCGAAACAAUGCAUCUUCAAUCGUAGAUCCAUAUAAGAGGGGUCAGAUUAAUUCCCUGGAAGAUAAUAAUUGUCCUUUUUGUUCAAAUACUUAACGAGAGGAAAGGUAACCGUUUUGUUUUAGUCGAUGCUUUCUUACGACAUACCCUGCGCGCCAUUUUACACGUAAAUUAUGAUAUUAUUAAAUUAUGUCUCUUCGGUCCUUUGUACAUUAAACGUUUACCUUCGCAAAUUGAUGAUUUAAAACUUUUGCGCAUGCGCGGGAGUCACUCAUUUAGUACCGCUGUCCAUGUGUAGGGGCGCUGGGGUGCCUUGUAUUCGUCGAAGUCCUCUUCGCAUGGAACAAAUAGGUAUUAACUAUCCAAUUAGUAUAUAGAUCAGGGUAUUUAUUCGAAGGGUGACUGGUGUUGCCUCCGAAGGAGUUUCGAUGGGUCCUGUCGGAGGGUGUACAUGCAGGAAAGAAAUUCGGUUCGUCUAGUGUAACCGUUAGAGCUACUGUAUUCGAUUAAUUUGAAAUAAUGUUUCGACUGCGAAUCGAAUUUCAUCUCGAACUCGUUUGCUUCGAUCGACUGUGGGGUGCUUCGGUUACACCGUUUUCUUACUUUUAGACGGUAUCUUUGUCUACGAAGCGAAAGUUCUCGUUAAGAUGUACCGAAUUACUUUAAGUACUUGGCGCGAGUUUUUAUGUGAUCAACCAAAAGUUAACCAAAGAGUCUUGUCAACCGUGUAUUUGGUUGGCGGUGUAAUAACCGUAUUCCAUGGGUGGACUAAGAAAACAUUUAUUUACUCAACCGAUUGUUUCUCUGCGUGGUGUAUCGUCGUUGAUGCAUCGUUAAGGUGAAGUGAAACCCCCCCUUAAACCGCUCGAUAUGAAUAUGACACUUUUUUAUCGAGGGUAUUCCACAGAAUUGGUUGAAACUUCGGCACGUGACUUGUGAGCACAUAAGGGACGUUCCGAUACUUUCGAGAUGUCGAUUUUCUAAUAAAAUGUUUUUCACUUAA
This is a messenger RNA of Orussus abietinus, 7726 nucleotides long. RefSeq names its product UPF0047 protein YjbQ. The record is from RefSeq and is a predicted model, not a curated record. The transcript is spliced from 3 exons. Lineage: Eukaryota; Metazoa; Arthropoda; Insecta; Hymenoptera; Orussidae. Bases 411 to 923 code for a protein of 170 amino acids.